This is a messenger RNA of Arachis ipaensis, 534 nucleotides long. RefSeq lists its product as uncharacterized. The record is from RefSeq and is a predicted model, not a curated record. NCBI's taxonomy places the organism in Eukaryota, Viridiplantae, Streptophyta, Magnoliopsida, Fabales, Fabaceae.
AUGGCCAAAACAUUUGACUACUCGCUCGAUGUCAACCCAAGAAAACUGGCAUGGAGUUUCAACGGCGAUAGGAUUCAUGCAUCCAUACCCAAGUGUGUUGUUGCUAGGUGGAGAGGCAAUAUCUUUGAGUUCCAAAUGUACGUUAUGCGUAACUUCAUAGUUGUGGGCAACAAAACUAAGCCAAGGACUACCAAUAGCAACUGGAUACUAAUGUUUUUCCAACGGAUAACGGUCACACAUGUAAACAACCCAAGCUAUCCUCUUGAAGCAUUCCGUUUCAGGUCUAUUUCGGAUUUGUUGAAUGCUGAAAGAUUGGACGAUACAUAUCUGUUUGACAUGAUUGCUGAAGUAGUUGGAAAGGAAGAUCCAGGGGAUUUGGUUACCAGUACAGGCAAGGAAACCAAAUGUAUGGCUGUUGUGUUAGAAGACUUAGAGAACAACAGGAUUGGGUAUACUUUGUUUGGGGAGAUGGUGGAUCAAAUCCGACCACACCUUGAAGAAGGAAGUGUGGAACCCCUUAUUGUUGUGCUGUAA